CCGCUAUAUCGAUGUGGGAAGCAGGAGAGGGGGAUCAUUGUUUGCGCGUCUGCCUAUCGCAAGCCGUCCGAGCUCUGCGGAGUAGCUCAGCCAUUACGGCUGGGGCAGUGUGUGGAUACACGGAGCGAGAGCCCGGACUUCUCCUCUGGGGCAAAAGUGGAUGUUUUCUGGGCGUGAGGUGGCAGCAAGUCCCGGGGGCGUCUGGCUGAUCCGCACGGAGGGGGAGCUCGCAGCCCGGCCGGAUUGUGCGUUCCAUUGUUAGAAUCCGGAGCGAAGUUUAAGCGUUCCGUGCGCCGGGAAUACGGAGACUGUUGAUUUCCUUUGGCGGGGAGGUGGGAUCGCGCGUCACGACCCCCGCAUCAUGACAUGCAGUCAGUAGAAGUCCCGAUCUCGGAGAGGAAGGCGCCCGGCUGCUGGGAGAUGCACGACUGGAGCCGCUUUCGGUGCCCCGGGAGUGACCCGCGACGGGUUAAAUGGAGUCUGCCCUCAGUAUGAUCCUCAACUCCCCAAACUUUGCUCAUCGCCUCCUAUGCUGCAGCCGGAGGGGGGCUGCGAGCAACAGCGUCUCCGGAUAAUCUCCUCUCCCGUCCCCGCUCUAGCCGCUGGCUCGUUCUCCGUAGCCCAGGAUGAAGGUGUUCCGCAGGAAGGCGAUCAUCCUCUGCCUGGGCUACAUCCUGCUGCUGGUGCUCACCAUGCUGAACCUGAUGGACAAAUGGCACAAGGAACCCCAGCAGUGCAACGACCAAGUGCGGUACACGCCGUACCAGACCCGCUCCGAUAUCCGCUACCUCUACCGACCCUCCCCGCCUAGGAAGAGGCAGCUGGUGUACGUGUUCACCACCUGGCGGUCCGGUUCGUCCUUCUUCGGGGAACUCUUCAACCAGAACCCCGACGUGUUUUUCCUGUACGAGCCGGUGUGGCAUGUGUGGCAGAAACUGUACCCGGGGGAUGCCAUGUCUCUUCAGGGGGCUGCCCGCGACCUCCUGAGUGCCCUCUACCGGUGUGACCUGUCCGCCCUGCAGCUCUACAACACGGCGGGCGCUAAAAACAUCAGCACCCUGGGCAUCUUCGGCGCAGCCACCAAUAAAGUCAUCUGCUCUUCCCCCAUCUGCUCGGCCUACAAGAAGGACGUAGUGGGGCUGGUGGACGACAAGGUGUGCAAGAAAUGCCCCCCACAGAGCCUGAGCAUGCUGGAGGAAGAGUGCCACAAGUACAACACCAUAGUCAUCAAGGGGGUGAGGAUCUUUGACAUCAACGUGCUGGCCCCAUUGAUGGUAGAUCCUUCCUUGGACCUGAAGGUCAUACAUUUAGUCCGGGAUCCCCGGGCCGUGGCCAGUUCCCGUAUAAAGUCCAGGCAUGGCUUGAUCAGAGAGAGCCUGCAGGUGGUCCGUAGCAGAGAUCCCCGGAUCCGCAGGGUUCCCUUUAUAGAUCCCGGGCACAAGCUGAACAAGAAGGACGGCUCUGACUAUCAUGCUAUAGGUGCCAUGGAGGUUAUCUGCAGCAGUAUGGGGAAGACCCUGAGGACUGCCCUCAACCCACCGAGCUGGCUCAAGGGUAACUACAUGGUGGUGAGGUACGAGGAUCUGGUGGUGGAUCCCAUUAAGACUUUGAGACAGGUUUAUGGCUUUGUAAAUCUCUCGGUAAGUCCAGACAUCGAGAAAUUCUCUCUGAACAUGACCAGUGGCUCCGGCUACUCCUCCAAGCCUUUCGUGGUGUCGGCUCGCAAUGCCACCCAGGCUGUGAGCGCCUGGAGGACACUACUUACCUUCCUGCAGAUCAGGCAGGUGGAAGAGUACUGCCAGGUGCCCAUGAACAUCUUGGGCUAUGAAACUGUCAGAAGCCAAGAAGAAGUCAAAGAUCUUGGCAAAUCCUUACUUAGGAAACCCAUGUUGUGACAACUUUGAGUCAAAAGAUGCAUUGCCUGCAAAAAAACCAACCCCACCAACUUCAUUGCUUCCUUAUUGGUAACUCCCCUGUCUAUCACUGCAGUUUAGCUCUCCUAGUCUUCUGAUCGACCAAGACAGUUUGAAGGGAAUCUGGAAGCUUUCCAUGUGUCUUAUGAUAGUCUACUCUAGUGCAUUUGGUGCCCAUAGAAAAAAUAUGUUCCAAGUGCAACUGUGUUUACUGGUUGAUGACAAUUGGGGAAGGAAAAGGGCAUUAAGAUGUUAGACAACAUCCAUUUAAAAGCUGGAUGCACAAAGUAUUUGUGUCACUGUUCUCCACAUCAAUACUGGGGAUGGAAAGCACCAACAUCCUGGUUUGUAAGAAAUGUGACCGCUUGUUGAGUUUACAAUGCUGGGUAGCAAGCACUCUAUAACAUACUCAUUGCAUAUGGCAUGAGCACCCCAAAGGGCAAUGCCAAAUGGAGCAAAAAGCCCAAUGGGAGGAUAUGCCUAAAUGUUUAAAGUGCUUAAUAAAAUGAAUAAUUUAUGUUCA
Messenger RNA from Spea bombifrons (plains spadefoot toad), 2436 nucleotides. RefSeq names its product carbohydrate sulfotransferase 2 (gene CHST2). Gene Ontology annotation, biological process: sulfur compound metabolic process; N-acetylglucosamine metabolic process; carbohydrate metabolic process. The record is from RefSeq and is a predicted model, not a curated record. Gene Ontology annotation, cellular component: Golgi membrane. The transcript has a single exon. The coding region runs from base 627 to 1895 and encodes 422 amino acids. Gene Ontology annotation, molecular function: N-acetylglucosamine 6-O-sulfotransferase activity. NCBI's taxonomy places the organism in Eukaryota, Metazoa, Chordata, Amphibia, Anura, Pelobatidae.